AUGUCGAACUCGAUUAUACAACUACUUGGUUCCGAUAAAUUCAACGGUGAAGGGUAUUCGAACUGGAAGUCGAAUAUAACUAAUAUACUAAUCGUUGAUUAUUUGAGGUUUAUUUUAACGGAGGAAUGUUCUCCUCUUCCUGGUUCAAAUGUUAACCGAAAUGUUGAAGAAAUCUAUGACAAAUGGGUUCGUGCUAACGAAAAGGCAAGAGUCUAUAUCUUAGUGAGCAUAUCUAAUGUGAUCAAUAAGAAGCAUGAAGCCAUGGUCACUGCACGUGAGUUCAUGGUGUCGUUGCAAGAGAUGUUCAAGAAACCGUCUUCCUCAGUACGACAUGAAGCCAUUAAAUAUGUCUAUAACUCCCGCAUUGAAGAAGGGACAUCUAUUAGAGAACAUGUCAUAGACAUGAUGGUCCAUUUCAACAUUACGGAAGCUCAUAACGCUGUCACAAAUGAAAAAAGUCAAGAAAUCUACUUCGGAAUCAAUAUUCACUAUGAGUGGAUGAGCUAUAGUAUAGAGGAGUAUUAA
Messenger RNA from Benincasa hispida (wax gourd), 525 nucleotides. Lineage: Eukaryota; Viridiplantae; Streptophyta; Magnoliopsida; Cucurbitales; Cucurbitaceae. The record is from RefSeq and is a predicted model, not a curated record.